AUGGCAGAGGCCGCUAAGGUCCGAGUCGGCGUCAGGGUCAGGCCCCUGCUGCCGCGGGAGGUGGAGAAAGAUACCCCUCAGGUCAUCUCCCACCCUUCGGAGAAGCAGGUGCUGGUCGACAACGGCAAUGGCAACGCGGCUCCGCACCGCUUCACCUACGACCACGUGUUCCCAGUGCACGCCAGCCAAAGGGACCUGUACGCGAGCACUGCGGCGCAGAUGCUGCAGCCGUUCCUUGACGGCUACAACGUCACCGUCCUAGCGUACGGCCAGACGGGGUCGGGGAAGACGUACACGAUGGGUUCGGAGUGCGGCACCACCGACAAGUACGACGACGAACGGCGAGGCCUCAUCCCCAGGUUCCUGUACGACAUGUUCAUGAACUUGAACGCCGAUGUCGCUCACCGACUGGAGGCUACGACGACGGCAAGCUUUCUGGAGAUAUACGGAGAGGACGUGUACGACCUGCUUAGCGACGGCCAUGCCCCCGGCACCAAGCGCGCUUCUCUUCCGGCAAGUGUUGGCGGGGAGGGUUGUGAUCCUAUCGUCUGCGGAGGUGUUGUCAAAAACUACUCCAACAACAACAACGAAAACAACUGCUUGGCGAAACAUCAGGUCCUGGAAGACAAGACGGGCGUGUUCGUGAACGGGCUCAGCCAGGUGCCGGUGCUGGGCUGGGAGGCCGCCCUCGACGUCCUGAGCCAGGGCGUGCUCAACAGGACCACCGCGUCCACCCUCAUGAACACCGUCAGCAGUCGCUCUCACGCCGUGUUCACCAUCACCUUGACCCAGACGCUCAAGGACGAGGCCGAUCCCGAAGGGGAACCUCAGACCGUUACCUCGAAGCUUACCUUCGUGGAUCUCGCCGGUAGCGAGAGGCUAGGCAGGACCGGUGCGGAGGGCCAGCGGAAGAGGGAGGGCAUCCAGAUCAAUCAGGGUCUUCUUGCUCUGGGUAACGUCGUUAACGCCUUGGGAGACGAUCGGUCUGACAAGAAGACCACACACGUGCCGUACCGACAGUCGAAGCUUACCAGGCUACUCCAGGACGCCCUCGGGGGCAACAGCCAGACCCUCUUCAUCGCGUGCGUUAGCCCGGCGGCGGACUCGCUGAACGAGACGGUGGCGGCCCUGCACUACGCUAACCGCGCCCGCAACAUCAAGAACCGCGUGGUGAGAGAUGGAGAGAGAUGGGAGAUUUUGUGGACCACGUAG
Messenger RNA from Ectocarpus sp. CCAP 1310/34, 1212 nucleotides. NCBI's taxonomy places the organism in Eukaryota, Phaeophyceae, Ectocarpales, Ectocarpaceae. The record is from the annotation of a GenBank genome assembly.